AAAUUGGAAACGGCAGAAACGGUGGGUAGCUCUGAGUGAAGUCCCAACUCCUAGGGCCAACGCCUUGCUUCUCCCAGAAGCACAUACGACCAACGGAUUAGGACUCUCUCUCUCUCUCUCUCUCUCUCUCCAAAGACAGAGUAAAGGAGUAACUCAAUCCGAAGAAGAAGAAGAAAAAGAAGAAGAAAGAGGAAUGGAGAGCGCGUCGGAAAUGGUGGCAUUUCCGUUGCUGACGACGCCGAUCGAGUCCAAUUAUAGAGCGUGCACCAUUCCCUACCGCUUCCCCUCCGAUAACCCUCGCAAGGCCACCCCUGCGGAGAUCGCUUGGAUUGACCUCUUCCUCAAUUCCAUUCCCUCUUUCAAGAAACGAGCAGAGAGUGAUCCUACAGUUCCUGAUGCUAAUAUUAAAGCUGAAGUUUUUGCUCAGAGAUAUACUGAAAUACUCGAGGAAUUUAAGAAAGAUCCUGAAAGUCAUGGUGGGCCACCUGAUUGCAUUCUUCUCUGCAGAGUUCGCGAGCAAGUUCUUAGAGAAUUGGGAUUCCGUGAUAUAUUUAAGAAAGUUAAGGAUGAAGAGAAUGCAAAGGCUAUAUCUCUAUUUGUGGAUGUAGUUAAUCUUAACGAUGCAAUUGAAGAUGAAGGCAAGCGUCUGGAGAAUCUGGUCAGAGGAAUAUUUGCAGGAAACAUAUUUGAUCUUGGCUCUGCACAACUUGCAGAGGUUUUCUCGAGGGAUGGAAUGUCCUUUUUAGCUAGUUGUCAAAAUCUUGUCUCCCGACCUUGGGUUAUUGAUGACUUGGACGCUUUCAAAUUGCAAUGGGGCAGGAAAUCUUGGAAGAAGGCUAUCAUUUUUGUUGAUAAUUCUGGUGCAGAUAUUAUUUUGGGUAUUUUGCCAUUUGCAAGAGAAUUACUCCGACAUGGGACUCAGGUUGUUUUGGCAGCUAAUGACUUGCCUUCUAUCAAUGACGUGACUUACCCUGAACUGGUUGAGAUUAUAUCAAAGCUGAAGGACGAACAUGGUCAGCUCAUGGGUGUUGAUACUUCAAAUCUUUUAGUUGCCAAUUCUGGUAAUGAUUUGCCGGUUAUUGAUCUCACGAGAGUUUCACAAGAGCUCGCCUACCUUGCAAGUGAUGCGGACCUGGUUAUCUUGGAAGGGAUGGGUCGUGGAAUAGAGACAAAUCUUUAUGCACAAUUCAAGUGUGAUUCCCUUAAGAUUGGAAUGGUGAAACAUCAAGAGGUUGCCCAGUUUCUUGGAGGACGGCUUUAUGACUGCGUCUUUAAAUACAAUUAAGUUAUGAGUUGAUAAUGUCAUUUUUGCUUCCUUAGCUGAAUUAGUAAUUCCCUACAAUGGCAUUAAGUGUUACUGCCUGGAAGAAUGAUAUAUGCGAGCUCCUAGGGUUUGCCGAUUGGAUAAAAUAAGUACCAGAACUGUUUACAAGCAGCAGAAAUCGUUUUGAUCUACUUUCUAUUAUAUCAUUGUACUGUUACAGGAAUUUAUUGUACUUAUAUUUUUUUGACA
This is a messenger RNA of Carya illinoinensis, 1513 nucleotides long. RefSeq names its product damage-control phosphatase At2g17340-like. Gene Ontology annotation, biological process: coenzyme A biosynthetic process. The record is from RefSeq and is a predicted model, not a curated record. The coding region runs from base 194 to 1285 and encodes 363 amino acids. The transcript is spliced from 12 exons. Gene Ontology annotation, cellular component: nucleus; cytosol. Lineage: Eukaryota; Viridiplantae; Streptophyta; Magnoliopsida; Fagales; Juglandaceae. Gene Ontology annotation, molecular function: ATP binding; pantothenate kinase activity.